This is a messenger RNA of Pseudogymnoascus destructans, 1116 nucleotides long. RefSeq lists its product as uncharacterized. The record is from RefSeq and is a predicted model, not a curated record. The transcript is spliced from 2 exons. Bases 1 to 1116 code for a protein of 371 amino acids. NCBI's taxonomy places the organism in Eukaryota, Fungi, Ascomycota, Leotiomycetes, Thelebolales, Thelebolaceae.
AUGGCUCCAGGAAUGCUAUACGUGACUAUGAAGCCGGCAGAGUCGCUGCCGGCCGAUCAAUUCCACGACUGGUACAACGAUGAAUACGGCCCUAUGCGUCUACGCCUCCCAUUCAUCAAGAAUGGCUUCCGAUACCGUGCGACAGACCAGGCCAAAGACCUCCCAGAAUGGCUCACCAUCUACGACAUCGCCGAUAUGGAUGAGAUGGUCAAACAGCCAUACAUCGGCCUCCGCCAGCCCCCCCCAGAGCCAACGCGAGAGGGACACCAUGAAGCAAGUCACUACUCGCAAACCUCCGCGAUCGAAUCAUACAUCACGACCACAGAUGGAGUCUCCCACCCAUACCGCCUCGAAGGGUCCUCCGACCCCCAAGACCCUCUCAUCGUCCUGAGCAACUCCAUCCUCGUGGACUACAACAUCUGGGACGGCUUCGUGUCCGCUUUCCUCUCAGAAAACAAAAAAUACCGCAUCGUUCGCUACCUCACGCGUGGCCGCCUUGACGCCUGUGGCGACCAACCCAUCACCGUCGACCUCCUCGCUUCCGAUAUCAUCGACAUACUCGAUGCCCUCCGCGUACCAAAGGCAGCGGCCGUCAUCGGCCUAUCCCUCGGCGACGCAACGACGCUAAACGUCGCGCUUAACCACCCCAGCAGAGUCGCCUCAAUCAUUUCCUGCGACACCAGCGCAAAGAGUCCAGCCGGCAACAGCAAGGCAUGGGGAGAGCGGAUUGAGCUCGCGCGGGCAGAAAACGCAGGAGGCGUUGUUAGUAAAAACCUAGCCGAAAUCACAACACGACGAUGGCUUGUCGCGGAGAACUACCAGCAGUCAGCAGAAACGUUCGAAUUCGUCAAGCAGAUGGUCGCGAGCAACAGCCUCAUCGGUUUCGAAAAGAGCGUGCAGGCCCUAUACAACUACGACAUGACACCCCUACUCGAAAAUAACAGAGUUCGAGCCGCCUUCUUCGUAGGUGCACAAGACGGCGCACUUCCAACAAGCAUGAAGAAUCUAGCCGCUUCGGUUGGAGAGUUUGUAGAAAUCGACGGCGCCGGACACCUACCCAUGGUAGAACGACCAGCACAAUUCGCACAGGAGGUUUCAAAGUUCUUAAGUAUAUAG